GUCGUCGCGCCGCACGCGAAAAGCGCGUGCGGUCUUUGACUGCUGUGUCAGAAGGAAAAGGAAGAGCUAGAGGGGGCAAUAGGAGGGGGUUGAAGUCCGCGCCAGCGAUGAGACAGUCGGUGUUGUCCGACACUUCUGAUACACGCUGGUCUCGACGUACUUGCAGUAGCACAAGCAGCAGCGGUGGGUUUACCACGGGCGGUCGCCGAAAACGGGCCCUGACGACGCGACCGUCCUCGCCACGCUCUUUUUCUGCCGAUGGGCUGAUGAUGUACUCCUCGGCCGCAUCUGCCUCGGCGAACGAGUCGGACGCGAUGAUGUCGGCGGGUAGCAGCUCUUCCUCUGCAGCAGCAGCAGCAGCAGCGGCACAAGAGCCGACCAUAGAGCCAGCAGCGGCAAGAGUAUCAGCCUCGGCAGCAACGAAGCGGAGGGCGGCGAAGAGAAGGCAGGGGCGGCCGGAGCAGCAGCAGCAGCAACAAUACGUCCCAGGAAUGGCAGCAGCAACAUGGGCGGAGGUGGAACAGCAGGCAGAGCCAGACAAAGACGACGACGAAGAGGAUUGGGCGAGCGGGGGCGCCGCCGCCUUCACCGGGCCCUCGCUCUGGGCCGACAGCGAUCCCGAGUGGAGGGACGCGCCAAGAGCGGACUCGGACGCGCUGUUCGAGCUCAACAUGCAGCUGGCGGCCUACGCGAAGGACGCCCAGUGGGAGAUGGCCAUCAUGCUCCUGAGGCAGGCGCGCGUGCUCUCGAGGAGGAGCAGCGCGGGCAGCGAAGAGGAUGAAAGGAGAGUAGACACAACAGCCACAGUUGUGAGCGAUCUCAAGGAGCAGGAGAAGGAGGAGGAGGGCAAUGACGCGGCGAAGAGAAGGUACGGCGUUCACCCCGGAGGAAACGACAACCUCAGCGUUUCCGUCCCCUAUACCUCUGCUGCGGAGAAGGAGGAGGAGUGGCGGCUGGCGGUGCCGGCUGUCGAACCUAACGUGGUGUCGUACAACAACGUCAUCACGGCCUGCGCCAACGCCAAGAAGCAGAAGAGGGCGGAGGGCAUCUUCCGCGAGAUGACCAAGGAGCGGGGCAUCCGCCCGAACGUCUUCACCUACGGCGCGCUCAUCAGCGCGUGCGCCAAGCGGGGGAACUGGGAAGACUCGGUCAACUACCUCGAGCAAAUGCGUCAGUCCGGGCUUGCACCGAACGCCGUCAUCUACUCUACCGUCAUCAGCGCUUGCGAGCGGAGCGACCAGUGGCAGAAGGCGGUCAAGCUCCUCCGCACCAUGCGGAGGGACGGCAUCCUCCCCGUGACCGUCACCUACAACACCGUCAUCAGCGCCUGCGGCAAGAGCGGGCAGUGGUCCCUGGCUGUGAGCCUGCUGGACGAGAUGUCGGACAUGGGGUGCCCGCCGGGCCCGGUUACCUUCGCGAGCGCCAUGCUGGCCUGCGAGCGAGCGAGGCAGUGGCACCAUGUCCUCCGCAUCAUGGACCAAAUGCAAGAAGAUGAGGUGUGGGUGGACAAGUACGCCUAUACCACCGCCAUCCACGCCGCGGGGCAGCUGGGGAAGUGGGCUCGAUGCGUCCGUUACCUGGACGAGAUGGACUCGAACGGCGUGGCCAAGGACGUGGUGACCGUUAGCGUGGCCAUAAGCGCCUGCGCCGACAAGGGCCAGUGGGCACAGGCGGAGAAGCUUCUGGAGGACAUGCUUGACGACGGUCUCACGCCCAACGUCAUCACCUACACGUCGCUGAUGGUGGUGUUGAGGAGGGGCGGCCAGCACGAAAGAGCCAUCAAGGUUCUCGACCUCAUGAGAUCCAAGGGAGUUAUGCCCAAUGUGCGGACCUACAGCGUGGCCAUAGCGGCGUGCGCGGAUGCUAAGGAGUGGCGGCGGGCCUUGGCGCUCCUUAAGGAGAUGGAGAGGGAGGGCGUGUCGCCCAACGAGGUAUCGUACAACACGGCCAUCCGUGCCUGCGGCAACGCAGGGCAGCUGUCGGAGGCCCUCGACCUCAUGGACGAGAUGGAGAGGAGGGGGGUGAAGGCAUCGGUCGUCACGUACGGGACCGCCGUGGCCGCUUGUCAGAGGGUCGCGGACUGGAAGAUGGCCCUGGAGCUGCUGGCUGCGGUGCGCCGAGAGCAGAUCGAGCCGAACGAGAUCGUGUACGGAGGGAUAAUCAAGGCGUGCUGCGCCGCCGGGCAAGCCUCCAAGGCGCAAGAGCUGAUCUAUCGUAUGAUCGACCUGCGCCUGCGACCCAACACGCACUGCUUCAACGUUGUCAUCAAGGCCCUCGUUGAUGCCGACAAGGUCGAGGAGGCUAUCCAGCUGUUCAACAAGCUACAGGCGCGGAGAAACUGCUCCGUAAACAUCCACUCAUACACCCCUCUGGUGGACGCGCUCACCCGCGAGCUCCGGUGGCAGGAGGCGAUCAUGCUCUUCCAAGAGAUGGAGGACAGAAAAAUCAUGCCCACGGUCCAGUGCUACACCAGCGUAGUUCGAGCGUGCGAGCGGUCGGGACAGUACGAUGUCGCCCUCCGACUCCUGGACGACAUGCGCAAGAAGAGAAUGCGCUUCUACGACAUCGGCAUCCUCGAUGAGCUCUUCAAGAGGCUGCUCGCCGGGCUUUCCCUCCUCAGGGGCCGCGGGGGCCCCGGGGGCGCCAAGGGCAGGGGGGGGGCUCCCAGGCCCGGUGGUAGCCGGGCCCCCACGGGGUCCCCGCCCCUCCCCGCCUCGCAACCCUACGGUCCUGAUGAUGCCAAGGACGAGGAAUGAAGAGGCGGCGAGAAAGCAGCAGCGUAGUUUUUUGGUGCAGGCACAUAUGGAGAGAAAUGAACGAAGCUCGUCGGGAUCGAUGGCGUCGCUGCUGCGCGUUUUGUUUGUUGUGUCCGCCACCACGUUCGAUUUUGUGGGGGUUAAGGAACGGUCCGGCGGACACGCCAACAAUUGAUUGUAUAUUUCAUAGAUGGCCCUGUCUCGGUGAAGGGAAGAUGUCAGUGCGGGUGGGUGGGUGCGUGCGUUUGUUCGUUGUUUGUUGUGUACGAUUCUGAUUUGAUUUGAUGUAACAGACAUGCCCGAGAGAGACAAGAGAGACAGAGCGACAGACAGAGAGAGACAGAGAGGCAAGUAGACAGAGGUCUUGUGUGCCACCUGUGUGCGCGACACCGAGACAAGAGACAGAGACAUGAGAGAAACAGAAGCAGCAGGCAGACCAGAGAAACAAAAAAUCGGUCGGCUAGUAGCAGUCUACCAGUCCGUAGAUAGACGAGUGACAGGCAACGGCAUCUAUGCAUCUCUGCCCCCAAGCUUCGAGAAUUCACCCAGACUUGGUCAAGAGUUGGAGGCGUGGCACGUUGCUUGGUGUUUGUCCCUUUGCAACCGCUGUCUGCCCCUGGCCUGGUUCCGUUGUUCGAAUCCAGGAAAAUCAUUAUUGGUGUCGCCUUGUUGUCGAAGCGACGCGAAUUUGGCUGUUGACCGCCGGGCAAUCUCGGGAGUUUUGUUAGGUUUGGCUUUGGAGAGGCGCAGAAAAGUGGAAUGCAUUGAACAGGGUAUCCGAGCGACAGCACGGUGUAACGUUGUGGUCAUCACAGGAAACAUACAUGUCUCGGACGUGCGAAAGCAACACUCGACGACAGCAAGGGUGAUUGAUCUGGAAGGGCCGGAGCACAGCCUUUCCUGUGGCAUCCAUGUCUCCCCGGUGGUCUAGUUGGUAUCCCCGAAACCUUCUAUUUAUAGUUUAGGUUGGGGGUUCGAAUCCCGGCGUAAGCGAGCUU
Messenger RNA from Ectocarpus sp. CCAP 1310/34, 3754 nucleotides. The record is from the annotation of a GenBank genome assembly. NCBI's taxonomy places the organism in Eukaryota, Phaeophyceae, Ectocarpales, Ectocarpaceae.